AUGAUCAAGGACGAUGGAACGGUCAUUCAUUUCAACAAUCCAAAAGUUCAAGCAUCUGUUCCUGCAAAUACGUUUUCGAUCACUGGAGCUGGAGAAAACAAACAGAUUACUGAUAUGCUUCCUGGAAUACUUAAUCAACUUGGACCAGAGUCGCUCACACAUCUUAAGAAAUUGGCCAAUAAUGUCACAAGUCAGUUCAAGCCUGCACCUGCUGAUGACGAUGUUCCAGGGUAUAGUUUUCCGGCAUUCAUGCAAAUUUGGCUGAAGUUGGAUAAUGGUGUUGGAGCCAUCAAAUUCUUCAUCAAAACUGAUGAUUGUUAG
Cooperia oncophora is the source of this 321-nucleotide messenger RNA. NCBI's taxonomy places the organism in Eukaryota, Metazoa, Nematoda, Chromadorea, Rhabditida, Trichostrongylidae. The record is from the annotation of a GenBank genome assembly.